CGCCCCGGAAGUCGUGUUGACGGAAGUGGAGUGGCAGAAGCGACAGUUGCUAUGGAGCUCGCGGAGGACUGGCUAGUGGAGUCUUUGCGCUUGUACCAAGAUUUCCAUGCAUUUGACCUCUCAGGAGCCACUCGAGUGCUUGAGUGGAUUGGUGAAAAAGGAGUUUUUGUUGCUGGUUAUGAAAGUUUGAAAAAAAAUGAGAUUCUUCAUUUGAUACUACCUCUCAGACUCUCAGUGAAGGAAAACCAGGGUUUAUUUCCAGAGAGAGAUUUCAAAGUGCGCCACGGAGGGUUUGCAGACAGGUCUGUCUUUGACCUAAAGCACGUGCCAGAUACCAGGUUUCUGGUGACCAGUGGCCUUCCAGGGUGUUACUUACAGGUGUGGCAAAUUGGAGAGGACAAUGAUGUCAUUGAAGCUGUCAGUACCAUUGAUGUGCAGGACAAAGAGGAGCGCCUCUGGCCUCGGGUGUCUGUCUUCUCCUCCGUGGCACCUGGAAUCCUCUACGGGGCGAGGCUCAGUGGUCUGAGGACUGUGGACAUAGAAUCCCAGAAGAUCACAUACAGCUCAGGUACCAGUGACAGUGAGUCAUUGAGCAGCCUGCAGGUCCUCGAUGCGGACACCUUUGCUUUCUGUGGCACCUCAGGUCGGCUGGGACUUGUGGACACCCGCCAGAAAUGGGCACCAUUGGAGGCUCUCAGUCCCAGCCCUGGCUCUAGUGGACAGACAUGGUGUGCAGACAUUAGGAACAGGGGCCAAGGCCCUGGGCCCUGCGUCGCCAGCCUUGGCUCAGAUGGGCAGCUCUGUCUCCUUGACCCCCGGAAUCUCUGUCAUCCUGUGAGCUCAGCCCAGUGCCCAGUGUCCAAACCCAGCCCCAACCCAGAGCUGCUGCGAGUGACUUGGGCUCCAGGCCUGGACAACUGCUUGGCCAUUUCAGGCUUUGAUGGGACAGUGCAGAUCUAUGAUGUCACAUCGUGGCAUGGAAAGAAAAGCCCCGUGGAGCCUCUCUUCACUCACAAAGGCCACAUCUUCCUGGAUGGAAAUGAGAUUGCCACUGCUCCUCUGGUCACCACCCAUACCUGGCACCCUUGCAAACCCAGAACUUUGUUAUCAGCAGCAAGUGAUGCCUCUCUGCAUGUGUGGGACUGGGUGGACCUCCAGGCCCCCUGCUGACGUCAGUGGCUUCCCUCCUGGGCCUCUGAGGAUCUCAGAGUGGGAGUUGCUUGAAUGGCAAGGAUGCUGAUGCAGGCCGAGUGACCACAGGCCUACCACAGCUGUUGACUUGAGCCAAGUUAGCCUGCCCUUGUCCCUUUUUCUUAUCUAUAAAAUGAAGGUGGUAUUGACUUCCACCUUCAAUGGGGACUGUCACAAGUAUCCGAGCAGAGUUGGUAGGGUGUGUGGCACAUU
Phodopus roborovskii (desert hamster) is the source of this 1404-nucleotide messenger RNA. It is a transcript of the gene Wdr73, whose product is annotated as WD repeat domain 73. The coding region runs from base 52 to 1170 and encodes 372 amino acids. The transcript has 8 exons. The record is from RefSeq and is a predicted model, not a curated record. Gene Ontology annotation, molecular function: protein binding. Gene Ontology annotation, biological process: cytoplasmic microtubule organization. Gene Ontology annotation, cellular component: spindle pole; cytosol. Lineage: Eukaryota; Metazoa; Chordata; Mammalia; Rodentia; Cricetidae.